Molecule: messenger RNA, 3528 nt
Organism: Myxocyprinus asiaticus (Chinese sucker)
Lineage: Eukaryota; Metazoa; Chordata; Actinopteri; Cypriniformes; Catostomidae
Product: formin-binding protein 4-like
Exons: 17
Coding region: 94-2697 (867 amino acids)
Molecular function (GO): protein binding
Source: RefSeq, a predicted model, not a curated record
CAUAAAACCUAAAGAAGAACGGACAGCUCAGUAGCACACAGAGCUCUAAUCGCGAGAGCAGCUCCAUUAUUACCAGCAGCAGAAGCGGCAGUGAUGGGGAAGAAGACUCGCACAGGCACAGGCAGGAGAACCAUAUUACAGCUCUCACCGCCAGCACCGAACCGCAGCGCCACGGGAGCAGCAAGAGAGGACGGAGUCGGCUCUGGAUCCGAAGACGAACCUGAGGGUAACACAGAUGGACAGGGAAUCCCCAGAGAAGUGAACAUAUUAAUGAAGACCCCGGCUAUGAAGGCCACACAGGGCCUGUCUUUACUCGGAGCGUAUGAAGACAGCGAAGAAGAAGAUGCGGCGGAGAACCCCACACCUGCCACUAAGGCAAAACAUAACCAAUCUGGAGACAUUGACAGCACACUUGCCAAUUUUAUGGCGGAAAUUGAUGCAAUAACCACCCAGCCGACCCAGUCAAAUGAAUCAGGGACUGAGUCCAGUGCUCCAGCCCCAACCCCUCCUCGCCCUGAACCCAAAAUGGACCAGCAGGCUCAUGAUCAGAACCACCCCACACAAGAAUUUCAAUACAACACGCAGUACUCCCUUGCAGGAGCUGGGUUGGAAAUGGGUGACUGGCAGGAGGUGUGGGAUGAAAACACCGGCUGUUACUACUAUUGGAAUACUCAGACCAAUGAGGUUGCUUGGGAGCUCCCACAUUAUCUGGCAGACCAAAUGCAGAGUCUUCAUUAUGCAAGCAGUUCAUCUGUAAACGGCAAUGGUGUGGCUCAGCAUAGCAUUGUUUAUACUGAACAGCCGUCUGUUGCAGCUGCCCCCACAUCCAAGAGGGAAACCAAAAAGAAGGAUGUAAUGGAGAGUGUUGUAGCCUUGACCAGCGAGGAGGAGGAGAGGAGAGGUGUUGCAGCUACACUCCUAGCUCCUCUUAUCCCAGAGGAGGUUAAGGAAGCAGAAGAGAAGUGGAGAAAGAAGGUAAUGGCCAUGGAGGAAACAGCGGAAACAGCCCAGGAUCUGGAGGGGGAAGGGACUCCACCUUUGGACUCCCCGGCUCUUCGGGACACGGACAGCCAGACUAACCAGCGCAGCAGGAACCACUCUGCAGAAUCUACUGACAAGGAGGAGGCGGCGGCAGAAGAGGACACCAUGGAACUAGAAUUAGCAUUAGAGAGGAAAAAAGCUGAGCUUCGAGCCUUGGAGGAAGGAGAUGGCAGUGCCGGUGGUUCCAGCCCCUGUUCUGAAGCCAGUCAGGAGGGGCCUCGCAACUUACUUUUGAAGAACAGCAAAUGGAAGACAUCUUUUCUCCGCGCACCAAGCCCUGACUCGAGCAGUCGGGGCUCAGACAAGGCAGGAUGGGGCACUCCUGAGUGCUCAGACAAUGUGCAUUCCAAAAUGGUGGACAAGCAAGGGGAAGAAGAUGAAAAGGAGAAAAUUGUGUCCAAAGCUCUUCAAAAGGAAGAGGAGGACCUCAAGUUUCAGAUCGGAGAACUUGCCAACACACUAACCAGCAAAAUGGAGUUCUUGGGAAUCGACAAAAAAGCUAUCUCAAACUUUCAACUGCUAUUGCUGCAAACGGAGACACGGAUCGCAGACUGGCGAGAGGGCGCUCUUAAUGGAAGCUAUCUCCGCCGCAGGCUGCAGGAAGCCGCCGAGCACAUAAAACAUUACGAACUUAACGCCACUCCCAAAGGCUGGUCCUGCCACUGGGACAGAGAGCACAGGCGGUACUUCUAUGUGAACGAGCGGACCAAUGCCUCCCAGUGGGAUUUUCCAGUCGUGGAGGAGGAAGAGGAAGCCAAGCCACCCCUGCUGCCCACAGCUGGCAUUGGAGACACCAGCCAUCCAUCCGCAGAUGCUGCUGGUGGUAUAACAGGAACUUCCAUGGGAGACAUGCAAUCAUUUUGGUCGGUUCCCUUGCCUCCGCAACCACCCCUGCCUCCACUUCCUCCAGAGGACCCGCCGCCUCCACCUAUGGAGCAACCCCCACCACCUCCUCCACCCCCUGAAUCCCCUCCUCCACCCCCUCCACCACCACUCAGUGAUGACGGAGAGAUCGAGGAAGUGGAGAUGGAGGAUGAGGAGUCCGAGCCUCCAGCUCCUGGAACAGAAGAGUUCAAGGCAGCUGAGGCAGCAGCUUCUUUGGGAGUUGUGGCUAAAUGUCAGAAACGCAAGGCACCAGGAUCAGGGCCGCUCACCAAAGCAGUCACCAUCGGCAGCAGCCCCAUUCUAUAUACUCAGUCCACUGCCACAGCUGCCCCAGUUCUGGUUGGAAACACUUACUGGGGAAUGACUGCUGCAGUAGUACCUCCUUUGCCUGUAGAGAGCAUAACUCCACCAAUGCCGGCCUUACCUGCCCAACCACCACCUCCUGCUUCUCUUCCUCCCAGCACCCUGGAACCAAGCAAAAUCCUUAUGGAUAAAACAAAAAAACUGAAGAAAGAGAAGACCAAGAAGAGCAAAACGAAAAUGCCAUCCCUAGUGAAGAAGUGGCAGAGCAUCCAGAAAGAGCUAGAUGAAGAAGAGAAGUCGAGCUCCAGCGAUGAAGAUCGAGAACAACUGAACAACAGACGCAUAGAAGAAUGGAAACACCAGCAACUUGCUUCAGGGAAAGCAGGAAAGAACGCUAACUUCGAAGUAUUGCCUGAUGACUGGAGGGAAAGACUUCUAAAGAAAAGGAAGACGAUGCAGAGUUCAUAACACCAGAUUUGGAAACUUUGAAUAAGAGCCUUCAUAAGGGGUGGACUGAACUGUGUCUUGGUGUCCAAGUUACUAAGCUUCAGUAUGGACUUAUGUGGACAAAUUUGAAUGAAUGUUUCUUUUUAUACAUGUGCACAUUGGCUGUCGCUGUUUUUCUUGGGUAAAUGGUGUCUGUUAAAUUCAAAUGCAUCAUCUCAUGAGUAAAUGUAUAUUAAGGUUAUGGGUUGAUGUAAAAUGACAAUGUUAACGGCCUUUAAUGUGCAGAUUUGUUAUAAAGAUGCAGUGAUCUUGAAACCAGGCCCAACAUGUACAGUUAAUGAAGACAUUUAGAAAGUUUUUUUUUCUAUACUUAAAUGUUUUUGUUUUUACUCCCAACCAUGAAACUUGUGGCACAAUUUAUUAAUGAAAUGAAACAAAUAUCAAAAUUAAAGGACUGUCCCAUUUCUCAAAUAUCUCAGACUUGUCUUAAAAGCUGUUUCCAGGUUUACCUUUUGUAAAAUUGUAACAUUUGGAAAAAUCCAUCUAAAUGUAAAAUAGAUUUUUGCUGUUUCAAGCUUAAAUCAAGUUCCACCAUCCAUUUAUAUUUUAUAGCUAUAGAAAGUUUUAUAUUAACAACACUUGUUGUAAACUCAUUUAACAGUUUCACUAAUGCUUUCAAAGUAUUUUAUUGUUGGCAACUCCAUUGCACUUUAAAUUAUGCUUCAUAUGUGGACUGUGUAUCGUUUUAUUUUCACUGAUAUUGUGAUAAAAGGUCACCUUUACAAAUGUGUCAACCGCUUUCUUUUUUCUCUUUAAUAUUAAAGGACGUUGGUCUGUAUGUUUUACAGCAUA